This is a messenger RNA of Ananas comosus (pineapple), 2327 nucleotides long. RefSeq names its product probable transcription factor RL9. Bases 297 to 1418 code for a protein of 373 amino acids. NCBI's taxonomy places the organism in Eukaryota, Viridiplantae, Streptophyta, Magnoliopsida, Poales, Bromeliaceae. Gene Ontology annotation, cellular component: nucleus. The transcript has 5 exons. Gene Ontology annotation, biological process: regulation of DNA-templated transcription; abaxial cell fate specification. The record is from RefSeq and is a predicted model, not a curated record. Gene Ontology annotation, molecular function: transcription cis-regulatory region binding.
CUCUCUCUCUCUCUCUACACAAACAUAUCCAGUAGAAGGAGAAGAGAAAGAAAACACAAACAGUUGCAUUACCAUCCAAUCCUUCAUCAUCCCCCUUUUACUCUCCUCCUCUCAAAGAAGAUAUCUUCCCAUAAAUUAAUAGCCAUUAAAAUAAGUCAUCCCUCUCUCUACUUUGUCCCUAACUCUAAUGUAGUGAACUGAGUUUCUUCUAGCUUGUCACCCAAACACAACACCAUCAAACCCUAACCAAGCAUAUAUAUAUAUAGGAUCAUUUGAUGUUGUCUUAAGAACUCUUCAUGGGAACCAACUCAAUGCCCUCUCCGGACCUCUCACUAAACAUCAGCCCCCCGAGCAACAACUGUCCCUCCACCGCACCCAACCUCGACCGUGAUCUCGGCCUCGACCUCCUCCUUCGCCCCGUAGAGCCCACCCACGCCGAUGUCUCUCACGCUCGCACUGACCUCUCCCUGUCGUCGACAAACCACAUGACAUCCUUGUUCGAUAUCGCUACACCGAUAAGAGGCCUCCCCUCAUACAACACCCCACCCUCAUCCUCUCCAGAAAGGGGGCACGACCCACAAAUCUCUUUGCACCCAUCUAAUCCACACUCCUCUUUUAGCUCUUCUUCUAGCGCCUACGGAGGUUUACCGGCCUUCGGAUCACCGUAUCAUCGAAUAAUUGCACCGCCAACAAGCUUUGGUGGAUAUGCUUUCGACCCGAUGAGAAGUGAUCACUACCAAUACUACAAUAUCAAUCAGUAUGGAGUUGGGGCAUUUGAGAGCUCCCAAAGCAUGAUAAGAUCUAGGAUAUUCGUGCCGAAGUUCCCUACAAAGAGGAACAUGCGGGCGCCGAGAAUGCGGUGGACGAGCGCUCUCCAUGCACGGUUCGUGCAUGCCGUCGACCUCCUAGGUGGCCAUGAGAGAGCUACACCAAAAUCAGUUCUUGAGCUUAUGGAUGUCAAAGAUCUCACUCUUGCCCAUGUAAAGAGCCACUUGCAGAUGUAUAGAACUGUUAAGUCCACUGAGAAACCUGCAACUUCCCCAGACCAAUCAGAAUGCUCAGGUGAAGAAGAUUUCACUCCUAUGCUCACCGAUUUUGGGUUGCGACGAUCAAUGUCAUCACAAGGAGAUUCAAAUGCGCCGCUCCACCAACACGAUAAGGACUCCAUUACCAUGUGGAAUAACCCAUCAAUCAAGGGCGGUUGGCUUCAGAUGAAUUCAUGCGAACUAGAAGAUCACGCAUCAAUGACAGCUUCAUCACAAUUCCAGGUACCAUAUAUUCUACUGGCUUCGAACCCUUACAUAAACGUUCUAACAGAUACGCACGCAUGCACCGAGAGAGAUUUGAUAGGGAAACAAAAACUCACACGCGCGCACGCAGACAUGUUCGCAGAUAGAGUUGAGCUAGGAUACUAUUAAUAAUUCCAAAUCCAAAUAGAGAGAGAGAGAGAGAGAGUGAGAGUUAUACAAUGCUUUUAUUAGGUGGGAGAUUAUCGUACCUAUUUAGUUGUCUUCUAUCAUGUAUUGAUUAGUACCACAACCCAAAAUUGAUUGUAUUCUAUAAUAUUCUCAUCCAAUGGUUACUUUUUCUCCACUGGCCUUAUCAAUUUUUUUUAUCAUUUACUAAAAACAAAAAAAACCUAAUUAGUGAAGCCUAGCCACCCUUACGUGAGGGGUUAUAGAGAUUAUAACCUUUUUUUCACUUGUAGACUAAGCACUUCUCCCUUAGGUGAGGGGUUAUAUAUAGAGAUUAUAACCGUUUUUUACCUGUAGACUAAGCACUUCUCCAAAAAAUAAAGUGUACAUACGUAGGCCUACUUCAUAAAAGCAUAGCAAACUCUCUGUGUGUGUGCAUGAGGGAGUAAGAGAGAGAGAGAGAGAGAGAGAGAGAGAGAGAGAGAGAGAGAGCUACGUACUAUGCUUUUAUGAGGGUGGAGAUUAUGGUACCUAUUUAGGUUAUCUACUAUCAUGUAUUGAUUAGUAUGCUCUAUCACUAAAAAUAAAGUGUAUGUGCAAAGGCCUGCUUCUUCUUAAAAGCAUAGUAAUUAAUCGUAGAUCACUAUGUGUGUGUACGAGAGAGAGAGAGAGAGAGAGAGAGAAUCACCUAGUAAGUUUGAACCAUCAUUUAAGUUAUGUCUAAGAGACUAAGAGUUCAAUAUAUAGACAUACAGAUACAUAUAUAUUUUGACUUUGGUGCAGGAUGGUGAUCAUCUUUGCCACUCAAGUGGCUCAAGUAGACCUCAUCAAGAACUCAAAAUCCCUAGUUUGGAGUUCACACUAGGGAGACCAGAUUGGCUGGGUACAGAGAAUUGCUAAUAUUGGUCACAA